This is a messenger RNA of Monopterus albus (swamp eel), 2934 nucleotides long. It is a transcript of the gene mrvi1, whose product is annotated as murine retrovirus integration site 1 homolog. The transcript has 19 exons. Bases 251 to 2923 code for a protein of 890 amino acids. The record is from RefSeq and is a predicted model, not a curated record. Lineage: Eukaryota; Metazoa; Chordata; Actinopteri; Synbranchiformes; Synbranchidae.
GGAGCUGGAGCUGCACAAGUGUGUGUGGGAGGAGGCAGGCGAAAAGGUGGAGGAACGGUGGAGAGCGUGCGAGAAGGAGCAAAAGCAAAGCCAGACUCAGAUCCAGGAGGCCAAAAAGGUGGCUGUGGUGAACUGGUGGAAAGCCCUCAGUGUGGAGAGGGCUCAGGCUCAGAAAAAAGAAACCCGGUCAAUCCAGGAUCUUUCUGAGACUCAAGCAAAGCUCCAGCCAGCAGAGCAGGUGAUCUCUGAUAUGAGGGGGCAGGCCUGCCACCUGUCACCCUCUCUAAGAUCUGCACAGCAGUGUGUCACUGAGCAAAAAAACAGUAGUAGAGUUGAUCAUAUUGAAACGGGGACCAACACUGAGAGAGAAGAAUCAGAUGGAACGGUGAGGAAGGUGGUGAAGGAUCAACGGGAUGCAGCGGUGGCCACAGAGACUGCAGGUGGAGCAACCUCAGAGCAGGAACAAACACAGCUUCAGGUGACUGUAGAUGGACUUCUGGUGACCCUCAGAAGAAUGGAGGCGAUGGUCAACAGCGCCCUGGGGACGGCCGAGCUGGUGAGAGAGAGCGAGCAGAGGGUGAGCCGAGUGAGACUGAGGAUGGAGAGCAUCACCCAGAGGGUGGAGGAGGCUCUGGGUCGAGCAGCCAGUGCAGACAAGCAGUUGAAUGUCCUGGAGACCAGGAUCACAAAAAAAGCUCCAGCUCAGCCUCCAGGUUGCAGUCUGCCAGCUGGUCCUAGACCAGAUGCCACAGGCUUUAGGGUUGAAUGUGAUGUGGAGCCUGAAGACAAAGACAAAAUGGAGAGUCCUCCACAGCUGCCUGUGAAUGGUGGCACAGGACGAGGCAGCUGCAGCAAGCUUCAGAAAGAAGAGAGACAUUUUCUGCCGGCGUCUCCUGCUGAUCAAAGUGACCACAACUCCGCCGAGUCCUUUGACGGCCCCUGCGCUGCUGGUAGACCUUUUGUUUUCCCCCGCACCCGCUCCCGCCCCUCACUGCCCCCCACCAUGCCCACACUUCCCGAGGAAGAGGAGGACUCGGGCGAGGAGCUGGACAGCUCCUCCAGUUCACCCAGUACAUCUGUGCCAGGUGAAAGCCAAGCUGUUAUCAUGACCGCCCCCAGCAUUGUCUACCCACAACAGGCCACUGUUGUCCAGCAUGAUGGACAUCAUCUGGAGCAGAGCAGGCCGCACAGUCCCAGGUCUCGCCUGGCCAGAAACUCUUGGGGAGGUCCCCUCACCACAGUCGACAGCACAGGCAAUGUGAUCGACCUGGUGAAAGAUCAGCUGCCGGAGCUGCAGCUCUCUGAGGAGGACAGACAGAAGAACCUGGAGCUGCUGGAACAGGCCAAGAAAGUCAGCGACCGCUUCCUGACACGCCGUGGCCGCCGCAGCACCAGCAGCCUCACCGACUCGCCCGCAGCUGCAGGACCCUCAGAGUCAACCCAUGUCAGUUCACAGUCUGUUAGUCAGUAUCUGGAUGUUCCUUCAAUGCGAGAACAACCUGAUGUAACAGCCCAAGACCAAGAGGGCAGGUCGCUGGUGGACUGGAAGCCCACAGACAAAAGGAAAGUGUCCUCUGGGAAUCUAACGCCCCGCUUUGCUGUUCAGAAGGAGAUCUGUGAUCCUGCUGUACCUAAGAGUCCUCCAGCAGUCAGUAAAACAGAUGAGGGAGCUGGUUCAGGCCGAAACCCCAACCAGACCCCAGCCACAGGAGUGGCCAAACCAGUCCCCCGACCCCCUACACAACAGGCCCCCUGUACAGCAGAGAUCAAGAUGAUCGGUGCCUUCCCUCCGCUAAUGAGAGCUGUUUCCUGGGAUGCUGUAGGCAACCUUAAUUCUAGAAAUGGUGUCCCAAGUUUCCCUCCUACAGCGGAGGACACUUUCUCAGACAAGCCCAGGGAUGCUGUCUUUAAAGCCUCGGGGUACAAGGACCUCCCUGUCCAGCCGGGGAGUGUACAGAAGUUGUCUAAACUCAGAGAGGAGCACAAGUUGAUGCGUAACCAGAGCAUAGUGGGAUCCAAGUUACCAGACUUGAGUGAAGCUGCUGAACAGGAAAAAGGUGCUCAGCCCUCUCGGAACUCAACCAGCAGUGAGGAGGCCAAGGAGAAUUCGGAUACCAUGCCGAAUAUUUCAGAUGUGAUGCUGAGAAAGCUCAAACUUCACCGGGGUCUGCCAGGCUGUGCACUCCCACUCACUGAAAAAGAAGUUGAGAAUGCAUUUGUCCAGCUGUCACUGGCAUUUCGUAAUGACAAUUACACUCUGGAGACACGGCUCAAACAGGCAGAGCGGGAGAGGAACCUGACUGAGGAAAACACUGAGAAAGAACUAGAAGAGUUCAAAGGAGCACUUAAGGUGACUGCACCACAGUGGCAGAGCAUGGAGCAGCGUGAAGCCUACCAGCGGCUGGUAGAGACAGUGGCAGUGCUGCACCGCCUGGCCACACGACUCUCCAGCAGAGCAGAGGUCGUUGGGGCAGUUCGACAGGAGAAACGUAUGAACAAAGCCACUGAGGUCAUGAUGCAAUAUGUUGAAAAUCUGAAGAGGACAUAUGAAAAGGACCAUGCAGAGCUGAUGGAGUUUAAGAAGCUGGCCAACCAGAACUCCAAUCGCUGUUAUGGAGGGUCUGUAGAUACUGGAGAUGAUGGAGUUCCACGGCCGUCACGAUCCAUGUCCCUAACACUUGGAAAGGCUCUGCCCAGACGCAGGGUGAGUGUAGCGGUGGUGCCUAAGUUUAACCUCCUGAACAUCCCAGGUCAGACCCCAGUCACAGCUGGCACAAGCCCCAACGCAGGACCCACCCCUGGGGCUGCUCUUCCUGUCGUGUGUGAAGUGAAUGAUGCCAAAAGCAGUGUGACACAAUCAGCAGCUGAAUGGUAUGUUUUGCUGACACACACAUCACACUACGCGGUCAGUACCAUUGCUUGAUUCUCAAGGUC